Engraulis encrasicolus (European anchovy) is the source of this 2442-nucleotide messenger RNA. RefSeq names its product chromobox homolog 5 (HP1 alpha homolog, Drosophila) (gene cbx5). The record is from RefSeq and is a predicted model, not a curated record. Gene Ontology annotation, biological process: negative regulation of transcription by RNA polymerase II; chromatin organization. Gene Ontology annotation, molecular function: chromatin binding. Lineage: Eukaryota; Metazoa; Chordata; Actinopteri; Clupeiformes; Engraulidae. Gene Ontology annotation, cellular component: pericentric heterochromatin; nucleus. The coding region runs from base 284 to 892 and encodes 202 amino acids. The transcript is spliced from 6 exons.
CGGCCAUUGUGUCUUUUGGCGCGCUCGAGCUGAGCAGAAAGCUGCGUGCAGUGAGAGGAGAGUAGGAACCAGAACCACGGAUGUAAAGCUAGUGGUGUGUCUUACUAGCCUCGCGGUUGCUGUAGUGCCUUGUCUUCUACAAGACUGUGUGGAGGCCAGUGGAAUUGCAGCUACCUGGACCUUUUAACACUUGCAUCAGUCUUCCUGCACAUACAGGGCGAAAUUUCGCAGCAGAAAACGAUACCCUUCCUCAUUCGGUGAUCAGGCAAGCCAAGGUUCAGUAAUGGGGAAGAAGGACGAGCGUGAUGGGUCUGGAUCUGGGUCUGGAUCCUCGUCUGAUGAGGAAGAGUACGUCGUGGAGAAGGUGCUGGACAGGAGGGUUGUCAAGGGUCAUGUGCAGUACUACCUGAAAUGGAAAGGCUUCUCAGAGAAGCACAACACCUGGGAGCCAGAGAAGAACCUGGGCUGUCCGGACCUGAUCUCGGAAUUCUUGAAGACGUACAAGAAGCCAGGCAGCGGCACCCCGGUCAGCAGUAGUGGCAAGUCCUCCAGCUCAAGCGGCUCGGGUCGUGCCAAGGACGCCAGCGGCACCAAGAGGAGCUCGCCAGAUGAGGACGAGGAUGAAGGCAGCAAGGCCAAGCGGAAAAAAGAGGAGGCCAUCCUGGUGGCGAGGGGCUUUGAACGCGGCCUGGAACCAGAAAAGAUCAUUGGGGCCACAGACUCCUGCGGAGACCUGAUGUUCCUCAUGAAAUGGAAAGACUCAGACGAGGCAGAUCUGGUGCUGGCGAAGGAGGCCAACCACAAGUGUCCCCAGAUCGUCAUCGCCUUCUAUGAGGAGCGCCUCACCUGGCACGAGGACAGCGACAAAAAGGACAAGAGUGUGGAGGCGUGAGGAGCAGGAGCAGUCUGGCGGUGUUUGGGUCGGGGACCGGGACCCGGACCCGGACCGGACCGGACCGACCUGAACUGUGACCCAGUCUGAUCUCACAUCAACCUCACCCUGAUCGGGUCUCUGUCUCACACACACACACCCUUCACAUGUUCCCUCCACGCAUCACUGGGUCUCUCACCUUUUUGAGAUUUUUAUUUUUUUAAUCAAAAAAAAAGAAGAAGAAGAAGAAGAAGAAGAAGAAAAAAACAGACGGGGGGAAAUGGAAAACAACAAGGCUCGUCCACCCCCUUCUAUACACAAAUAUAUUAUAUCUAUAUAAAUAUAUAUCUCCUUCAACUCAACAUGACCAGCUGAGAGACGGUUCAGAACAGAACAGUGAUGGCACACAUGUCAAUGGGAUGAACAAUGUGAUUGACUUCUUCCUUGUUGUUAUUACUCUUUUUUUCAUGCUUUUAUCAUGUCAUUUAUGUUUCAGUCUUCUUACUCAUGUGACAAAAAGCAAAAAGACGAGAGAGAAAAAACCUUCGACACUGUAAGUGUGCUGGGAUCGGAGACCCCAAGGCCCUUUCAUGGAUGCUAGAAGAUUGUACAUUUUCUAUGUGGAUAGAAACAUAUGUCAAAGAGCCCAGCAGUCUGAUGGUCUUGUAUAGGUGGAGAGGAGGGGCCAUGACAGCAUUUUUUAUCUUUUUUUCCUCUCUUUACUGUCGAGUGAAAAUUAGCAAUGUAUAGUCACUCUUGAUGCUUUUUGAAUGCGCUUUUCAAGCUGUUCAAGAUUCUAAGUCUUGUUCAGCUACUUUUUUUGUUUUUAUUGUCCUUAUCCCCCACAUUAUGACUUUGGUUUAUUUCACCACCCAUUUGUAACUUGGUCUUGUAGUUGAAGUCAAAUAUGAGUUAGAUUUGUACUCCUGUGUAGCUUUUAUUUUUUUAAUCAUGUCGUCUAUUUUUUUAAUCAUUUUUUAUUUUUGUUGGUUUACGGUCCUGCCAUGAAUGGUGUAUUACUGCCCACAGUAUUACCAAAUUUUAAUCAGUAGUUAUAAUCACCAGAAAAGCAGUUUUUGUUUUGUUUUGUUUUGAAUUUGGACUCCAUUGCCCUACCACCUGGUUGGACCGUUUGACAAUCCCGCCCACGCUACCCCAUGACCAGUCUGCUUUGGUCCUCAACGCUCCUGCCAGGAUGCAGCUCUGGUGCUACAUCUCCACCUAGUGGUGGGACUGUAUGCAAAGGAUCGGUUUUUCCCACCAAUCCACUGAAAACUCUUUCCAGGAGUCUGAAUGCUCUAAUGCUUCAGUAUUAUUGUGGUGGGUGGGUGCGUGCGUAGCGUGGAUUAUCAUUUCAAUUUUACGGUUAGCUUUGUACCGCCUUUUUUGCCCCCAUUUUACUUUGUAUUCUUCAUAUUCAAAUCAAAAGGGGCAUUGCAUCCUCCCUCCUGAUCAGUUUCAGAGUUCCGACCUGUGUGUUCAUUUUCAAUGUUGUAUCAUGUGGGAUGCUUGGUACAGUCACAUUUUGUAUGUCUUGUAGCAUAUUCUAAUAAACAUACUUUUCAACAUUA